AUGGAUAGGACCCAUGUGAGCCUUGACGAAGAGGGAAAGAAGAUCAAGAGCGAGGGCUUCGUUCGUGAGGAGCCCUCAAAUGGGCUCCUGCGGCCUCCCAAGAGCUACACAUGCAGGUUCUGCAAGGGGAUAUAUAGAUCUGCUCAAGCUCUCGGGGGUCACAUGAACGUCCACAGGUGGGAGAGAGCCAGGCUGAAGCAGCUGUCCUCAUGGAUCGUUGAGCAUCAUCCUCCUCCUCCUAACCCUAACCCUAAGAUUGACGUGGCUAGCUCUUCUCAGGGCUCUCAGUCUCAGUCUCAGCUCAACCCUACCCUCUUGCCACCUGCACCACCAUCAUCUCCUUCGGUGAACAAGCCCUUCUCAUGCGCUUCCCCUCCUUCGUUGUCCUCGGAUCUUGAUUACAAGGAGCGCAAGAAGUCGGUUGACAUCUCAGCCAAUGAUGGACUGCCUAGUGGUUUUCGAGACCGGAGAGUGAAGAUGCGCGGAAGAAGCGAAGCAGGAGAUCGACAGGUGUUGCUGGAGUGGAAGAAGAAGCAAAGGCCAUCCUAG
Messenger RNA from Eucalyptus grandis, 549 nucleotides. Its product is annotated as zinc finger protein 11-like. Lineage: Eukaryota; Viridiplantae; Streptophyta; Magnoliopsida; Myrtales; Myrtaceae. The record is from RefSeq and is a predicted model, not a curated record. The transcript has a single exon. Bases 1 to 549 code for a protein of 182 amino acids.